Messenger RNA from Nycticebus coucang (slow loris), 2404 nucleotides. RefSeq names its product ENTH domain containing 1 (gene ENTHD1). The record is from RefSeq and is a predicted model, not a curated record. Gene Ontology annotation, cellular component: endosome; plasma membrane; clathrin vesicle coat. Bases 1 to 1833 code for a protein of 610 amino acids. Lineage: Eukaryota; Metazoa; Chordata; Mammalia; Primates; Lorisidae. Gene Ontology annotation, biological process: endocytosis. Gene Ontology annotation, molecular function: phospholipid binding; clathrin binding. The transcript is spliced from 6 exons.
AUGGCAUUCAGGAGGCAAGUGAAAAACUUUGUGAAAAAUUACUCAGAUGCUGAAGUAAAAGUCAGGGAAGCAACUUCGAACGACCCUUGGGGUCCCUCUAGUUCUCUGAUGUUAGAUAUCAGUGACUUGACGUUCAACACAGUUUCUCUCUCAGAGAUUAUGAAUAUGCUGUGGCAGAGACUCAGUGACCAUGGGAAGAACUGGCGCCAUGUGUAUAAAUCCCUUACGCUAAUGGACUAUCUCAUUAAGAAUGGAUCAAAGAAAGUCAUCCAGCAUUGCAGAGAGGGGUUCUGUAACCUUCAAACACUAAAAGAUUUUCAACACAUAGAUGAAGCUGGAAAAGACCAAGGUCAUUACAUUCGAGAGAAGUCUAAGCAAGUCAUAACAUUGCUGAUGGAUGAACAGUUGCUAUAUAAAGAGAGGGAAGUGGCAUGUCGGACUAGACGGCGAACCUCCUACUCUAUGACAUUUCCUAAAAAAUUACCUGGUACAGGUAACUCACCAACAGCAUGUGCUUCUGCCCCUACACCAGAAGUUCCUGCUUCAGAGAAGAAGCAUAAGCUUCUUAUGGUUGCAAGGCUACGUAAUAAAAAAAACUCUUCCAAGGCGGGAUUGAAACAAGAGCAGUGCCAAGACGGUCUGUUGCCUACAGGAACUGUGUUGUCCCAGGAAACACUUCCAUUCAAGAUUAAUGCUUGGAAAUCAACAGAAGACCUGAUACUAUUUUAUGAUGAAGAUCCAAAGCCACUUUUGCCAGCAAUACCUCCUUACGUUAUCCCUUCAACUACGUUGUUGUCAGAAGAGGGACCAGCAGUUUGUAACCUCUUGGAUGCAGACAUUCUGCCUACUUCUUCAGAAAAAAGCCCAUCUCUGCAGACAAAUGUGAGUUUGGACAAGAGAUCAGACAGUACCAAUACCGUUAUGAACACUGUAACAGAAGACCCCUUGCAAACACCUCUAGAAAAGCAAUCAGCUGCAAAAAGUUUUGAAACAUUGAUAACUUUACCAGCAUUUUGGUCAUCAAGUAAAGAAUUUAUCAGUCACAAUUUAAGGAUAUCUAAGUCAGAUUCUACUUUCCAUAACCAGACCUCUGUAGAAACACUCUAUGUCUCUCCCUCUUUCAAAAUAUUUGACCCAGCAAAGGAGAUUGUGAUCAGUAAGGACUGUCAUAAACCAACACAAUCCAGCAUUGUGCAGUUGGAUGAUGAAAACCUCAAGACAACUACGUGGGUUUCAACUACCUCUGAGGAACCAUCUUCCUUUUCUACUUUAUCCAUGUCAUCUCCUGAUUCAUCCUCUCCGGAGAAGUCGGUUCAUCUCUUACCCCCAAUUCUGGCCAGACGUUCCUUCUGGACUUUGCCCCAUCAACAGUUCUCUUUUGCUCCCUUUAAAGAUGGAGAUAAGACAACCAAGGUUCAUCACCCCUUUGCUCCUAGGGGCCCAUUGUCUUCUGAUGAAGAGGAAAAUGGCAACCUCAACAAACUGGAAACUCUUCCAGAUAACUCUGAUUCUGCUAAAAAGACAAGUCAUGUAUCUAGCAAUAACUGGGUAGAGUUUUCCACCCAAAAUGUAGACCACUUCACCUCUCUAUCUUGUUCUAGUUUUCCAACAACCAAAGGCCUGCCCAGGGAACCUGAAGCAAACAAUUCCAUUAUGGUUCUUCUAGGGGAGGUCAAGAGUGCAAUAGUUCGACUCCAUGAAGACCUGAGCACAGUGAUACAGCAGCUUGGUGCCAUCAGCAGCCAUCUGGGAAGCACAAGUGGGAAUAGUCCACCAAAAAUCCAAUCUUUGCAGGUCCCCCAGUUUUCUGAGGGGAGCUCAGAUCAAAUCUAAUCAUCUCAAUAGCCAUUUUUGAUAGAGCUCAUGUAGUUUGACUCCUCAAAGACUUAAGUUAACAUUUUUAUAGAGUUGCAUUACUAUGGUAAUAAGGUGGGGAGUGAUGGUUUAAUUUUUCCUUGUUAGGUUAUUAGCAAGUGUCUUUCAAACCAAUAAUUUCAUUUGAGUGGUUUAUUUUUUAAAAGAGAAAGAUGUCUCCUUUGAUAAUUUCAAGUUUAGGUAUUAGUUUAUUUGAAAGUGAAGAGAAUUUCACUCCUCUGCACUUUACCUCAAAAUGGGUUUAGCAUUAGUGGAAGUUGUAGCAAGACCUCACCCUGCAAAUGACCAUUAGAGAGUUCUGCUUCAUUGUUCACAAGCCCUGCAGUGACCCAGGGGGAUUAAGUUUGGGGUAUAUGUUUCACUGUUCUCUUCCAAGUUUCAGGUUCUGCGAACCAAGGGCCAGAAAUCUUCUUUUCCUUUUUUCAGAUGCCACAAUGUUGGAAGCUAAGUUGAAACAAGUAGGCCUGGAACAGUUGUUUGUUAAUGUACAUUACAAAAUGAAUUCAAACACAUUCUUUUUUUCCUUCCA